UAAUAUCCUGGACAAAUCCUGUCUUCAAAUCGCACAUGACAAAGAACUUAACUCCAAACCUGUGCCUUUUGGAGGGAAUAUAUUGACGGAACGCCAGCCUACCUUUCCAUAACAUCAGGGACUCAUCAAUGCAUAGGUCCUUGUAUGGCACAAAGACCCGACCAAAUGCUGAUGUCAGGCUGGUUAGAACAUUUCUUAUUUUGUAUAACGGGUCACUUAAGAUGGCAGUAGCAUUGUUGACGAAAUGCAGGCAUCGCAGCAGAACUAGCAAGCGGUCUUGGGAAAAGAGGGUGGCAAAGAAGGGAGUUGCAAACAUAGGAUCUGUGCUCCAGUAUUCUCUUAGGGAGUUCUUCUUUACUAUCCCCAUGAGGAGGACUGUCACCAGGAAGCUCCAAGGCAUAGCGAUUGGUCUCCUCUACUAUGUCUCCCACCAGCUCCUCUGUCAGAAACAACUUGAAGCACUCUGCCUCAGAUGGAAAUGGCAAGGGGCGUUGCACUCCAGACUGGGACUCGUCAAAGCAAACAGCAGGGCCAGGAGGGGUGAAAUUACUGGUGGCCUUCCAGCUACCACAGAACUCCUGUACUUCAUCCACUGUCGGUCUGCCUCCAUCACCACCAGCAUCUUCAAAGGGAACUGGUACUUCGUCAGUGGACAAGGGAAAUUCAGAUUCAGGGUUCUCAAUGGCUACAAGGUUGGAGGGCAGCUCCUCACUGUCACUGUCAGAAUCUGAUUCCUUACUUUCAUACUCAGACUCAUUGUCAGAAUUUAAAAAAAUCUCCAGAAUUUCCACAUUUGUGAGUUGUCUCCUUUUGAAAGACAUUGCUAAUGCUACAGCUUAGCUCACUAGCAACAUACA
This is a messenger RNA of Salvelinus fontinalis (brook trout), 857 nucleotides long. RefSeq lists its product as uncharacterized. Bases 129 to 731 code for a protein of 200 amino acids. The record is from RefSeq and is a predicted model, not a curated record. The transcript is spliced from 2 exons. Lineage: Eukaryota; Metazoa; Chordata; Actinopteri; Salmoniformes; Salmonidae.